Actinia tenebrosa (Australian red waratah sea anemone) is the source of this 2318-nucleotide messenger RNA. RefSeq lists its product as uncharacterized. The record is from RefSeq and is a predicted model, not a curated record. NCBI's taxonomy places the organism in Eukaryota, Metazoa, Cnidaria, Anthozoa, Actiniaria, Actiniidae. Gene Ontology annotation, biological process: protein polyubiquitination; proteasome-mediated ubiquitin-dependent protein catabolic process. Gene Ontology annotation, molecular function: ubiquitin protein ligase activity; protein binding.
CCCUCCCCCUAGCAGUCCAAUCACUUUGGUACACAACUUAGCUGAAUAGAGAAGAAGUCUUUCAUCUUCGUGAAUUUUUAGCCACGAAAAUGCCUGCAAGAAACGUCCAUGCUUGGUAUAAACUAGCCUUCAAGCUGCUGGUUAGCGAUCAAUGGCAUGUGAUAUCCGAAAAAGUCGAAAAUGGCGACCUGUGUUACAGAUGGGUUAAGGAGCAACUAAUGGCUGCUCUGCAUGACGUGGAAAAAAAUGCAUGGCAGAAACCGCUUGGUAAUGCAGCAUUUACCUUUCGUGAACAACUGGUUGGUAUGAGAAGUCCUAGUCUAAGCGAGGAGACGUAUCUUAAAGCUCAACAUUGGCUUGGAUUACAAAAUGGAAUGACUGCACUGCGCGAUGAAAGUACUCCUGUUCGUCACAGACUUGGUGGAGCGAAGCUGGCUUUAUUAGAGGGAACUUUUGUUCACUUUGACAAGCCAGAAGGCGCUGGUUCAGCCAUUUGUGAUGUAUUUACAAACCUGUGCCAGAUAGACCCAGUAGUGGAAGCCAUUUACGAGAAUAAAGAUGCUCAAUUGGCAGCAGAAGUGAAGAUCAUGUUUGACUCUUCCAAGGAAUAUGCAGAGAGCAUGAAAUUGCCUAUCGAUGACUUGGUUGAGCUUGAAUUUGAUCCAAGUUGCCUGCCAACUGACCCACCUUCCUUGUUCAAGCCACCAGAGAUCUGGGCGUUUGGAGACAUCGGCAAUGAAGAUGGUUUUCUCAGCGAUCCUGACAAAAUUCAAAUUGAUAAAGAAGGGAAUUUUCUGGUAAUGGAUCAAGACUUGACUGRUGUAAACGUAGAAACGGUUCAGAGGAUCCAGCUUUUUAACCCUCUGGGGAAAUUUAUCAAAGUCAUCUUGAAAAGAGGAGAAGGCAAAGUAAAUGGUAUGAAGGAUUUCUGUCUAAAUAAGGAUGGCAAUCUGGUCGUCGUGGAUACAGAUGAUAACGACAAGACUCGGCUCCAGGUCUUUGAUUAUGAUGGCAAUCAGAUGAUGGUGAUUGACGUUGACAAAGACAACCCAGACAGUGUUGCAGCAAUCAGAUUUGUUUAUGUUGAUGAUGAUGGCAACAUGAUUUGUGGAGACAUAGGUGAUUCAUGCAUCCGUAUUUACGGACCAGAUGGUACUCUAAAGUCAAAGUUUGGACAAUGGGGUAUGGGUGAAGGACAGUUCUUGAAUAUUGGCUCAGUCACAGCUCAAGGGGGCAAGAUCUAUGUUUUUGACAAUGGUGUUGACAAAAUCGAAACCGUGGUUUUUGACUACGAUGGAAAAUUUCUAUCCAAGUUUGAUUCAGGCAUAAAGCAUUGGCAGUUAGUGUUUGAUGAGAGAAACCAGCAUUUCUAUGCUGUCCAGGAUGAUCAUACCAUCGAAAUCCUGGCGCUGAAUGGAACAAGCAAGGGCAAGACUGGAAGUUUUGGAUAUGACUUGAAAGAUUUCUGGUUUCCAUCCAGUGUGGCAAUACUAGAGGAUGGAAGAAUUGCAGUUGCAGACAGGAGCAAUAACAGAAUUAAAGUGUUUAAAUUCUGAGGUGCUUAACUAUGGUAUUUUCAAGAUCUGGCAAAGCUUAACGAUGAGACUACAACUACCAAGGCCACCUAAACAAGUUUUAAAUCAACUUCACAAAUCACAUUUUUACCUUGAAUAACAGGAUGGGGAUGAAUUCUGGAGUUUAAACUGUUUCUUGUUCGCUCCUGAUCAUACACACACGUAUAAAGUAAAAUAUAUGUUUUUAAAGGGAAAAAUAGAAUAGUUUGUGCAUAUGCUAUUAUUUAGAUACUCAAUUGUGAUUGCAUGGCUAAUUYUUUUAUCUGGGUGGCCUUGGUUGGGGUAGUUGAUUUGUGGCAUGUUAAAAAAAAUYAUAAAAUCAAUGCACAAAUAAUUCGCACAGGAUGCACAGUUUUAGAAUCUGUCAAAAUUAAUUUAAUUGUCUCAGAAUGUUGAGAAAUUUGUUAUUGGGUAUAAUAUUAGUGAGAAUCAGGCUGUAGCAAAGCUGAAUAAAAAAUAAAUAACUCAAAGGCUACUUGAACAAGAGGACCUCUGGCACUGCCCAGGGUUUAGCAUAUUAUUGUAUUGUGAUUCCUAUGAUUCCCAGCUGUGUGCAAAACAAUUCUUUAGAAUUUAAAAUUCUUGUUUAGCUUCUCAUGCCUCCGGUAACUGAUUAAACCUGCCCGAAGUGAUCUAGGACCUCUGGAGGCAAGAGUAAAAUAACAAUGAGAAAUUAUCAAUAUUAAUGACAGUUGUGCACAAUUUGUAGGAUUAAGAAUCAUUAUCAAAUAACUGUUGAAUGUU